AUGAAGAUCAAACCAACCUUUGGAAUCACUCUCAUUUUGUCUCUUUUGCUUGUCAGCAGCAUAGAGUCGAGGUAUGAACCAGGAGGGCAAUGGAGAAAUGUGAUUGAAGAUGAGACAUUUCAAGUAGUAACUAAAGAAAAAGAAGAUUGCCUUGAAGACAAAAAGAUUGGAAAUGAAGAGUCUUUUAUCAAGGAUAUAGAACCACGACCAAGUGUCACGUUUUAUCCAGAUGAUGCCAAAGUCAAACUUUUUACCAAAGACAUUGAACCACGACCAAGUACCACGUUUUAUCCCACUGAUGUCAAUGCCAAACUUUUUACCAAAGAUAUUGAACCACGACCAAGUACCACGUUUUAUCCAAAUGAUGUCAAAAUCAAUUUUUUUGCCAAAAAUAUUGAACCACGACCCAGUGUCACAUUCUACCCUAAUGACAACAAAGUCACACAAUUUACCAAAGACAUUGAACCACGACCAAGUACCACAUUUUAUCCCGCUGAUGUCAAAGCCAGACAUUUUACCAAAGAUAUUGAACCACGACCAAGUACCACAUUUUAUCCCGCUGAUGUUAAAGUCGGACUUUUUACCAAAGAUAUUGAACCACGACCAAGUACCACAUUUUAUCCAGAUGAUGUCAAAAUUAAACUUUUUGCCAAGAAUAUUGAACCACGACCUGGUGUCACAUUCUACCCUAAUGACAACAAGGUCAAACAAUUUACCAAAGAUAUUGAACCACGACCAAGUACUACAUUUUAUCCUACUAAUGUCAAAGCCAAACCUUUUACCAAAGAUAUUGAACCACGACCAAGUGUCACGUUUUAUCCCGAUGAUGUCAAAAUCAAACUUUUUGCCAAUGAUAUUGAACCACGACCCAGUGUCACAUUCUACCCUAAUGACAACAAAGUCAAACAAUUUAUCAAAGACAAUGAACCACGACCAAGUACCACAAUUUAUCUCACUGAUACCAAAGCCAAACAUUUUACCAAAGAUAUUGAAGUACAGCAAAAUUUCACAUCUUACCCAGAUGAUACCAACACAAAUGGCGAAGUUGACAUACAGAUGGCACAAACUUAA
Molecule: messenger RNA, 1071 nt
Organism: Benincasa hispida (wax gourd)
Lineage: Eukaryota; Viridiplantae; Streptophyta; Magnoliopsida; Cucurbitales; Cucurbitaceae
Source: RefSeq, a predicted model, not a curated record